ACGGUCCAGUCUGAUAGAAUUGACCUAAAGAGACUCAUGAGACACACGGAGAAAAAGCUGCUACAAGAGAGUCAAGACCACAGGGACGUCCGCUCUGGUACUGUACCAACGGGGCACGUAUCAACAAUUAGCCUUUCUUUUAAUAAACUAGAAAAAACAGAGCGUGAACGGACGCAUGGGGAGAAGGACGCUGCCAUGGCUGACCUCCAACACAGGCUGGACUAUAUGGAAACAGACUACGAGAAGAUCAUCCACAAUCUAAUUAGGCCUUAUCUGUAUCAGCUCCACUCCGACAACUCAUCAGAGCUGAAGGAGAAUCUGCCUGUGGCUCGACGAGGACGUGAGGACAAGGGCACGAACCUUCAUCCACAUUACAAGGAACGGCUCUCGGAAAUUGGCCUGAAUGCAAGGCACAUCUGA
Gasterosteus aculeatus aculeatus (three-spined stickleback) is the source of this 420-nucleotide messenger RNA. NCBI's taxonomy places the organism in Eukaryota, Metazoa, Chordata, Actinopteri, Perciformes, Gasterosteidae. The record is from RefSeq and is a predicted model, not a curated record.